Molecule: messenger RNA, 1332 nt
Organism: Pyricularia grisea
Lineage: Eukaryota; Fungi; Ascomycota; Sordariomycetes; Magnaporthales; Pyriculariaceae
Exons: 1
Coding region: 1-1332 (443 amino acids)
Biological process (GO): mitotic spindle organization
Cellular component (GO): dynactin complex; cytoplasm
Source: RefSeq, a predicted model, not a curated record
AUGGAGUUGAAUCGAAAGUAUUCAGCGCUUCCAGACCUGGACACCGCCCCAGACAUCUACGAGACGCCCGAGUUGACAGAUGGUCAAACUAAUACGGUGAAAUCGACAUCGGACGAUGAGAUAGACGACCAGGAACCACAGGCCGGCGUUGUAAAGCAGCGGCUACGGCCAGGACAAGCGCGUGCAAGAUUCACACCCAGCAACGUUGAUGCCAGAGAUGUGGACUUCUCCGACAGAGUUACGAGCAAGAGGAAAUCAUACAAGGUCACCAACCGUCGCCACAGGAUUUUGGAGGAUGGUACAGAGGAGCUAGGGGAUCUUAGCGAUGACGAUGAGGCGGAGACGUUAGAGCGGAAAGUCAAACGAUUACAGCGUGAGGUUGAGGAGGCCAGGGCCGAGUAUGCCAAGCGAGGGGCAGCAGCUGGAAACGCCUCUGCUACAGAGGGCACAACACCAGAAGGGGAAAUCGAUUCGCUCAGUCGCAUACUCGACAGCAUUGUCCUUCCUGACAGGUCACUGCCGACUACCACUGUGGCUGCUACUGGACCUGUGGACCCGGUCAGCCCCGAAACAGUCCCCAGUGGCGAGGGGGCUACGUAUACAGUCACAUAUGCUCCUACAUACCAACAAAGUCACGCCCUAGCAAAAGCCGCAGAUUUCGACAAGCGACUGCUGCUCCUAGAGUCUUGCCUGGGCAUUGGCUCCUCUGCCGCCCCCGAGCUAGACUCUGGCGGCCUAUCUAGAGCCAUACUGCCCACUCUAGAGACACUCACCAAGCAGAUCGGAACGCUGUCGAGCGCGUCAACAGUCUCUCUCGACGGGUUGAGUAGACGAGUCCGAACGCUAAUUCAGGAUGCCAGCGAGCUCGAGAAGUCACGAAAGCUUGCUAAGGCGGCACAGGACGCCCUGGAAUCGACACAGCUGUCACCGGCCUUGAAGGAAAUGGUGACGAAUGGGGAUGAUGAUGAACCCCGCAACGAAUCGGAGCAGAUUGCACAGCUGAACAGCAUGUACUCGGAGCAGACCACCAAAAUCAAUGCCUUGUAUGGCACGCUCUCAACCAUCGAGAACCUUGCUCCACUUCUACCUCCGCUGCUGGAUCGGCUCAGGUCGCUGCGGGCCAUCCAUGCAGACGCGGCUGCGGCUAGUGAGACGUUGGACAACUUGGAACAGAACCAAAGCGAUAUGGCAGCUGAGAUUAGGUCCUGGCGAGUGGGCCUAGACAAAGUGGAGGCUGCCAUGAGGGACGGAGAGGCGUCGAUGGAGAAGAACGCCAAUGUGAUAGAGGGAUGGGUCAAAGACCUUGAGAAAAGGGUCAUGGCUUUGCCAUGA